ACAAACUGCCCUGCUGUGAGUGGUGGCUGCUCAUUGCUAUAAAGCUAUAGCUAUAACCAAAGCUACCAGACAAAACAGCAGUUGCCUGGGAACAAAUUACAACAAAUGCCACAUUUACCCAAGUGAGUCCCAGCUGACAGACAGCCAUGAUGCAGCAUAGUGAUUUUUGACCUGUCAAACAGCAGCAGUCUGACCGCUUAUCUAUUUACAGCUCUUUGCAGUGACAGUUGGACGUGUGGCAACAUUCUUAGGCUGAGGAAAGAGAUAGUCAAGUAUCUUCUGUUUUUCUCUUCCCUGCUGUUUUGAACUGGGUGUGAGGAGGCAUUAAUGCUGGAAAGGUAAAGCUUGACUUUGUCUACAGUUACCGCUGCCUGGGUAACGUGAUCUCACAGACUGGCUCCACGGUCAACUCUGUCGUCACAGCGCAUUAGUGGAAAAGGUUAACUACAGACUAACAGCAUGGCCAAGGGAACGAAAGCCAAAAGAAAAACUAAAAGUAAGAAGAUCACCUUGAAAAUGGCCCAGAACUGCGUGGAGCUGACAAUGGAUGGUAAACGCCGACUGGAUCUCACUUUCAAGGGGAUUACAGCUGUUCCAAAGUGCAUCCAGAAGCUCUUUCACAUGGAUGAAGUGGACCUGAGCAGGAACAUGAUCAGAAAAAUUCCAGAUUUUAUUGCUCAGUUCAUCAAAAUGACUGUUUUGGAUUUGCACAGCAAUUAUCUGGAGGAGCUCCCCGUGGCUAUCGGCUACCUGCAGAACCUUAAGGUUUUAAACCUGUGCAACAACCGUCUCACAAGCCUCCCAAGCGAGCUCGGCCUCCUGAAUAAACUCCAAACACUGAACCUGGGUCUCAACCAGCUGGAAGCUCUUCCUGCCUCCAUUGGUGCACUGGAGGACCUCCGCCACAUUGGCCUUUUUGACAACAGAUUCACCCACCUCCCCAGCUGCCUCUUGAAGCUGAAAAAACUGGAGAGUAUCAAGAUGGACAGGAAUCCAAUUAUUGCUGAGAAGAUACCCACUGAGAAACCAGUCAGUAUUUCAGAGAGCUUUUACCUAGUCAAAGAAAGCUUCCUGUGCAAAGAGUGUCUGAAUAGGUGCCAAGCUGAGAGGAAGGAGCUGAGGGAGGAAUAAAUACCAUACUGUGUUCUUAACUCAAGAGUGCCUUUCACUUACAGUACUGCAUGUUACUCUGAUCUGUACUCUACAUAGUACAUAGAUUCAAUUAAUAUCAGACAGUAACAGAAAACUUUGCAGUUUCCCUUGUAAGUGUAUUUAAAGAAUUAUAUUUUUACACACAUUUUAUACAAUUACUAUGCUUAUAACUGCAUGAUAGUUAGAUACAAAUAAAGUGUUUUGACAGUCUGUUCGGCCUAGAGGGCAGCAGAGAGCACCUCUGAGUACCUGUCACUGGCUUUAAACAUUUAAACAUAUUUCAUGUUAUUAAACAUACAAACGGUAUCUUUUCCAUGUGAUCAUAAUUCAUUCAUCAUGAUCAUCAUCAUAUAUGGAAAAAAUUAUGUUCCUGAAGUCUCUAAUAAAAUAAUAAUAAUAGUAAUAAUAAUAAUAAUAAUAAAAGUAACAAUGUUUUAUGUACAUCUCAGUCAAAGGUCUAGCAAGAAUGAGGUUGUUUAUUCAUUUGCUUACAGUAUUUCACAUUACAAAAUAUCUCAGUAUAAUGUAGCAUUAACUUGACUUUGAAAUGAUCUGUCAGUGAUACAGUAAACAAGAUACAACAACUGUUUAUGUACACUUGGGGUCUUUCAUGUCUCCUUAACAAAAACAAAAAACAAAAUCCUCAUUCAGAUAUCUGUCUUCCAUUCGAUGGUAUGUGUGUGUGUGUGCGUGUGUGUGUGUGUGUGUACACUUUAGUUUUUGACAAUAUAGUACUUAAAGAAACACACUCCACUUUUUUUGGAAAUAGGCUCAUUCUCCAUCUCCCUCAGAGUUAAAAAUGCAGCGUCUUCUUUCCGUAGGUUAACAGGACUUUGGAGCGGGAUCUUAAGGGAUGGGGCGUGGCCGGAAUUUUUGCUCGAGGCGCCAUAUUAGCAGGCCAAACAAAUGCUUGCUGUGUGGUCCGUUGUACACACACAGACACGCAUGCACAUUUACACACACACAUACCAUCAUAUAGAAGAGAGAUUUCUGAAUAGGGAUUUUUUUUGUUAAAGAAACAUGAAAGACCUCAACUUAAGGUUAAGUGUAUAAACUUGAACUUGAAACAUCUUUAUGAUGUAACCGAAAGAAUCAUGAAUCUGAAAAGCGACAUUUCUGGAUUUUAUUUUUGUCGACUUAUGAAGUUAUAUAUAUUAUUUUGUAUAUUUUUGAAAUUUCUUAAGGAGAAGAUUGCUGUUUGGCUAAUUGGUCCUAACCAGUUACUGUAUAAAAGAUGAACACUGUGACAGCACUUCCUCCCAUUGUGCGAAAAUGAAGCCAAAAUAUCCCGCUUGUGGGCGCUGCCAUGUUCCACUUUUGGAGCCAGAGUCUGCUCAGUAGUAAAGUGUGGUGGAGCGUCUCUGGACAUGACCGCGAACAUGCCCCUUUACGCUUUUUACAUAGCCCGGCUGCUCCGUCUCUAAUUCUGCAGGGUAUGAUGACUGUUAUUUAAAGCUACUAAUUAAAGUGUUUAUUUAGAUUAAAACUUAUCAUACAAAACAUGCACUCAAAAAAGGUCCAUCUAAACAAACCUGUUUGAAUCAACAGGCCUCUAUACCCUGUGUUGCAAAGAGUUUUGUUAAACUAUAUAAAAAACAUGAAUUUAUCUUGCUGGAGAGCACAUAAUACACAUGACAGAGCUUUAAUCAUCAUGUCAUGCCUGUGGGAGUUACCUGGAAAAAAUGCAAAGACUGACUUAACAUUAGACGGAGGCAUGUUGUCCAACAUCGGUCUAAGGUGUGAGUGAACCAGUUUUUUUUGGUUGUCAUUAAUAAGACUAAGACUAACUAAUAAGAACAUAUCUGAUAAAAAAUAUGAUACUGUAAAUAAUCCUUAGUUUUAAAUUUUUGUUAUAGGAGGGAACAUAUGUGGUAUUUUAGCAUCAGACACUUAGUUUUCUGUUUUCUGAUGAAGUUGUUCUGCAUUCAUUUGUGCAGAUGAUGUCUUUUAUUUAACGAAAACACAAAUCAGACACCAGCUCACAACCUUAAACAUGAUUAUUGUGCUAGCAAUUGGGUGUGAUCCAGUGAUGGAUUCAUGAUUAGCUAACAAUGAGGAAUGGCAGGGAUUUUUUUCUUUAGCAAAAGAAACAAUAAAACAAUGAAAAGACCUCGGGAGACAUAAAACUGUUUUACUGGCAAAAUAUCAAAACUAAAGCCAAUAACUUUGCUGAUUUUCUCUAUCUGUGCAAUAUUGAUUAACGUUACUGCUCUUUAAGGUAAAUAUCAAAACUAUUACACUGUUUAAUCCACACCAAUGCAUCAUAUUCUGUAAAAUCAUAUUUUUGUAUAUGUUGUCCUGUGAGGACAUCUGAUCUCUGAAAAAACAACUGUUAAUGAAGCUGGAAAAACAAACCCACAUCUUGAUCCUUAAAAAACAUAUUAAUAUGUAUCUUAACAAAAACAAUCACAGCUGAAAUAAAAGGCUUCAGCCUACUAAUAUUAGUUCAUAAAAUACAUUCUCGGCGCCAAAGUGAUGAGUUAAGGUGCCCAUGGAGGCAAGGGUGCCACCAGGCAUUUGGCCCCGGGGCAGACCCAAGACAGGCUGGAGAGAUUAUAUCUCUCGGCUCAUAUUCAUAUUAAUAUUCUUAUUCUUCUAUGACAAAAAGUACAAGUGUUCAUUUAAGGAAAUAAACAGAGCAGUAAGAGAUAUUUUUCAAUUUUUUAUUUUUCUUAUUUUUGAUUUGCUGCCAAUUACAUGUUUUUAUUUGUAAUUUUUGUAGUGCUCCCUACUAUGUGAACCCAACUGGGUCUAGACUGGGUCUAGAGAGUAUUUAAAUUCAGGGAAUUUAAAAUAGAAAGUAGCUCGUCCACAGAAGGACUGGUAGCUCCCCUUACGAUAAGGGUUCAGAUCGCGCGAACAGGUGUGAAAUGU
This is a messenger RNA of Haplochromis burtoni (Burton's mouthbrooder), 4026 nucleotides long. It is a transcript of the gene lrrc18b, whose product is annotated as leucine rich repeat containing 18b. Lineage: Eukaryota; Metazoa; Chordata; Actinopteri; Cichliformes; Cichlidae. The record is from RefSeq and is a predicted model, not a curated record. The transcript is spliced from 3 exons. The coding region runs from base 460 to 1131 and encodes 223 amino acids. Gene Ontology annotation, molecular function: protein binding.